AUGGAGAACGAUGGGCUAGCUGUUCUCAAUGCUCUUGACACCGCAAGAACACAAUGGUACCACGCUAAGGCCAUUAUUAUAGCCGGCAUGGGAUUCUUCACCGACGCAUACGAUCUCUUUUGCAUCUCCGCCGUGUCAAAUCUAUUGGGUCGUCUUUACUACUACGAUCCAUCAACAAAAGGACUCGGGAAGCUCCCUCAUGCAGUUAACAACGCAGUUGUAGGAGUUGCUCUUGUCGGAACCUUAGCCGGACAAUUAGUGUUCGGUUGGUUAGGCGACAAGCUUGGUCGUAAAAAGGUUUAUGGCUUCACUCUUAUUCUCAUGUCCAUUUGCACUAUCUGUUCGGGCCUAUCGUUCGGGUCGGGUGCCAAAAACGUGAUGACAACGCUUUGUUUCUUUAGAUUUUGGUUAGGGUUUGGUAUUGGAGGCGAUUAUCCACUAUCCGCCACUAUCAUGGCUGAAUACGCUAAUAAGAAGACACGUGGCGCUUUUAUAGCCGCUGUGUUUGCCAUGCAAGGUGUUGGGAUUAUUUUUGCAGCUUUGGUUUCGAUGAUUCUUGCCAAAAUCUUUCUCAUCUACUAUCCGGCUCCAGUGUUUAAAGAUGACCCGACCCGUUCUACGCAACCUGAAGCGGACUCUUUGUGGCGGAUUGUGCUGAUGGUUGGUGCUUUGCCUGCAAUUUUAACUUACUAUUGGCGGACCAAGAUGCCGGAAACGGGUCGUUACACUGCACUUAUUCAAGGGAAUUCAAAACAAGCGGCUUUGGAUAUGGGUCGGGUACUUGACAUCGAGAUCCACGAAGAACAAGACAAGUUACGACAAUAUAGAGCUGCCAAUGACUAUCCAUUGCUUUCAUAUGAGUUCUAUCAGAGACAUGGUCUUCAUUUGAUAGGUUGUAUGAGCACGUGGUUCCUGUUGGACAUAGCCUUUUACAGUCAGAAUUUAACACAAAAGGACAUAUUUCCAUCGAUGGGUUUAACAAGCCAAGCCAUUGAUCUCAACGCAAUCAACGAAGUCUACGAGACUUCAAAAGCUAUGCUCAUCGUUGCUUUGCUUGGAACCUUCCCCGGCUAUUGGUUCACCGUCUAUUUCAUCGAAAAGAUCGGACGGUUCAAAAUCCAAGUAGUUGGAUUCUUUUGGAUGUCAAUAUUCAUGUUAAUUAUCGGCAUCAAAUACGACUACCUCAAAGAAGACAACAAAGCACUCUUCGCUCUUCUCUACGGCCUCACCUUCUUCUUCGCCAACUUCGGACCAAACAGUACAACCUUUGUCCUUCCGGCAGAGUUGUUCCCGACACGUCUGAGGUCCACGUGUCAUGCGCUUAGUGCGGCAUCCGGUAAGGCUGGAGCGAUCAUUGGAGCGUUUGUGGUGCAGACGUACGCGUUGGAUGGUGACGUAAAGAAGAUUAAGCGCGCGAUGAUGGUGUUAGCUUUUACUAACAUGCUUGGAGUUUGCUUUACGUUCUUUGUUACGGAGACUAAAGGGAGGUCUUUGGAGGAGAUAUCGGGAGAAGACGGAAAGACCAGUGAACUUUCUAGCACUAGAGUGCUAUCUUCAUGCAUGUUCAAGUAGGUACUAGUGAACGGUAUCAGGGAAGAGGUAUUCUCAAACUUCAUUGACUGAUGUUGGUUGCGAUCGAACUAGGAUGGUGGUGGCCUGGUGGGUGCUAUUUUAUUGACUGUGAUUUAUGUCAAAGAUUGGAAAGGUGGAAUGCCUUAGGUGUCAUCAUCAUCGUCCUCCGAGCCUUAUCCCAAACUAUGUGUGGUGAUUUAAUUAAAAAAUAAGAUUGAUUGAUGACGCACUUAGGUUGUGCAACCUAAAAACAAAAUUAUUGCAAUUUAGUUACUUGUAUAGGUUGCAUGAACUUUCACUAUUACGGGACGGUUUGAAAUUCAGAAAUUCAAAAUACAAAGCCAAUUGUCAAUGAUAGGUGAGGGAUGUGCUGAAGAGCUUUCCUCUUUCUACUGUCUCUGCAAACCAGCUUCUAGGUUUUAAACUCAUUUAAAACAGAGUUGUUCAAAGCCAUCUAAUCCACUUAUGAGACUAUAGGAAAAUAACAUUGGACAGUUACGUUUAUGUUGUAGGAAUCAUACUGGAUAUUGCAUGAUCAACUCAUGCUUUAAAACUAAUUUGAAUAUGUGUUUAGGGCUUUGAUACUAAUUUCACUGGAUUUUCAUGAUCGCUAAUUGACUAUUUGGUUGAACUUGAGAAGUUUAGGUACUGGGAGACAAAUGGCACGAGAGACGUUGUCGUUGUUAUCAAAGCCUUUGUCUCAAACAAUUUGGGUUCGACUACCUGAAUCCAUUACAUUUUUUUAUAGGCAGUGGACUGGGGGGAAUUAAACCAUUUACCUCUUGGUUAUGGAGAUGAGAUGGCAACCACUUGAGGUAGUGGUGGUUACUGGUUAUCAUGAAUCCAUAACAUUGAUUCUCUUUCACCAGCCAUUUCGUUGUAGACCACUCUACAUUAAUUCUAUAGAGCCCAUAUCCUUUUUACUUCCUAUAUUUUUCGGUCUAGCUCAUUUGCUGAUAGGUUUUAGAAUCGUAGGACCUUAUGAUUCUUAUGUGAUGUCUAGAUUCUGAUGGUGGACCUGUGCUUCCCAUUGUAUAAAUAUCGGUUCCUUUAGUAAAGUCACUUGAAAAAAAAAGAGUUUCUGUGGCAGCAUUUUGCUCUGUUGUUGAUGCAACUUUUUGGUUUGGGCUUCUGUUUCAUUUUAUGACAAUAUCAAGCUGGAACUUUUAUUGUAAUUUCUCCUAUG
Molecule: messenger RNA, 2758 nt
Organism: Tripterygium wilfordii
Lineage: Eukaryota; Viridiplantae; Streptophyta; Magnoliopsida; Celastrales; Celastraceae
Product: low affinity inorganic phosphate transporter 4-like
Exons: 3
Coding region: 1-1572 (523 amino acids)
Biological process (GO): transmembrane transport
Cellular component (GO): membrane
Molecular function (GO): transmembrane transporter activity
Source: RefSeq, a predicted model, not a curated record